GCUGCGGAUUGUAAAUAAAUAACGCCACACGUUUCCUGGCUGCUCGUCGGUGACUUUAUGGUCAUUGUAGCAUAAUCCUCAAUCCUCGGUGCAGUCAUCGGGAGGACAAACCCUUCAUGUAAACUGCACCUAUUAUCAAGCAGAAGAUAAUCCUCACCAUAGUAAAGAGAUCUCAGAAUUGUUUGAUUGUAUAAAGCUGAGUAGGCCAAAGGCUUACCUUAAGGUUCACAAUGACAAAAAGUGCUAAAGCAAAGAAAAACAAAAAAGCAGAUUUUGCAAAAGUGAAGCUCAAAGUUGGGAAGAAACUGAAGAAAGCUCAAAAUGAAACAAAGACUGAUUUCAAGGCACGGAAAAUCAUCAUAAAGGAGCAACUGGAAAAAAAGUCUGACCAGAGUCUUCUUACAAAAAAGAAGCAUAACAUUAAGGAAUUAUUGUCAAGGUUAAGUCAUAGCAGUGCUUUUGUACGUCAAGAUGGCGUAAAUGGGUUGCUGGAGAUAGUUAAGAAACAUGAGUUGCCGAUCCUUGAGCCUAACCUGCCAACAAUGAUACAAGGACUAGCCCCAGCAUUGUUCGACACAGAUGCACUCAUCAGAACCUCUGCUAUCAAAUUCAUGGAAGUUCUUAUCAUAAAGGUGGGGUCCAAUAUUGCACCAUACUUCAACAUAAUUGCAACCCACUUGUCUUGUGCUAUGGUUCACCUCAACAUCAGUGUACAGGGAGACUCACUCAAACUGAUGAAGGUGCUCAUCAAGCACACUCCUGCCCUUAUUGCCUCCCAUGCAAAUACGCUGCUCAAGAACUUUGUUGACCUCAUCUCCAGAAAGGCUUGCAGCACACAGAUGACUCCUGAAAGGACACCAAACAUGGUGGACUUUUCUCGCAUUUUACAUGUCAAUCCUAGCAACAAUUUAACGGGUCACAGAUGGCGGCUACAGUUACUGCAGGAGCUAUCCAACUUCUUAGAGGCUAUUCUCCGGGCGCAGAGACAUAUUGAAGAGCAAUUGCCAGUCACCAUCUGGCAGACCAUUGUGGUUGGGAGCGUGCCACCAGUGGAGUGUGGAGACGCGACAUGGAAGGCUGCACAGGAUGCUUGGCUCUUCUCUCACCCGGAACAGCUGAAGCAAUUCUCUCUCUCCAUUAUUCCUCUGCUCUUUCAAAUUUGGGCAGAAGUUGAACCUGAAGGAAAUGAUGAUUAUGCAGGUGGAAAUGCCUUGAGUGAGGAAGGUGUGGCCACUCUUAGCUGUAUUAUAAGAAUCAUUACACAGCUCUGGCACAUCACGCAGGCUUGCAUGAAUCACCACCCUUCACAGUGCACGUGGUUUAUGGCUGAGUUGAAAUCCAAAUACAUGCUUAAUAUUAUGUCUGGAUUCCCUUAUUACUGCCAUCUGACACCAGUUCAAAAGAAGAAGAAACUCAAAACAACAGAAAGGACAUUGCAAACUGAAGCAGAGGACAAUUUACAACACUGUGAUGAUCUUAAUGUGUCCCUAGCUGUUUUUGCUAUGCAGAUAUCGUCCUCUGAAGACUUUUCAGAGAAGGCGGUGAAUUUCCUUGCAAGACUGCUUCGUGAUGGAAAUCGUGAUGGACGGUACAAUUUGGGUGCUGUAGUGAAUAUUUUGUUAGAUCUACUUCAAGUAGCCCCUGAAAAACAAGCUGAAAGUCUACUUAAUGCUGCUCAGACUUGCUAUGCUCGUCUGCAUCCACUCAAGAAGGACCGUGCUCUCUUACUUCAGAUUCUUCUUGCUGCCACCGACCUUGACCAUCCUCAACUCUGGAAAUGUGGCAGCAACAGUGUGUGGGUAGAUCAAGUUGUAGCAGACUUGAUUGGUGGCAAUGUGCGAGAAAGCCUUCUCCAGGCUGCUAUCAUAAUUCGUCUACGUGGCAACACAAAGCUUCAGCAAUUAGUUCUUGCUAAAAAAGAUGAAAUAAGAGAAUCAAUUCUAAGCAAAGGCGUCCAAGGCAUGACCACACAAGAAGUAAAUGAAAAGUUACUAUUACUUCUGAAGGACUGCUAUUAAUAUGUAUCAUAUAUACAUAUUUAAAUAAAAAAUGCUUCUUUACAUGGUGUUA
This is a messenger RNA of Procambarus clarkii (red swamp crayfish), 2070 nucleotides long. The record is from RefSeq and is a predicted model, not a curated record. NCBI's taxonomy places the organism in Eukaryota, Metazoa, Arthropoda, Malacostraca, Decapoda, Cambaridae.